Molecule: messenger RNA, 1586 nt
Organism: Poecilia latipinna (sailfin molly)
Lineage: Eukaryota; Metazoa; Chordata; Actinopteri; Cyprinodontiformes; Poeciliidae
Product: neuronal tyrosine-phosphorylated phosphoinositide-3-kinase adapter 2-like
Exons: 3
Coding region: 1007-1564 (185 amino acids)
Biological process (GO): phosphatidylinositol 3-kinase/protein kinase B signal transduction; neuron projection morphogenesis
Source: RefSeq, a predicted model, not a curated record
AACUCCCCGCCUUCUUCCACCCCCUGACAGGGAGAACUCUCCGUGGUGCUGACAACAGAACAACACAUUCAGGCUCAAGCUUCCUCUCAGCUGCAAAGGGAAAGGCAAAGCGAGACACAAGAAACAAAAACUUGCAGAGAGAGGCUUGUGUAUUAGUGUGACAGAAAUAUUAGUUCAAAGGGACUCAGCAAAAAAAAAAAAAAAGAGCUGUGGAAGAAAGAGAUGGACACAGAGCAAGAGAGAGAGGCUGACGUAUUAGAGUAAGGUGGCUACAGUAGGCAGUGGGCGUGUUCUUGUUUUGGUGUAUAGCUGGGAAGCCCAGUGUCAUCUGCUUAAGCACCGAGGUACUGAGCUGAACAGGACAGAGGAAAUCGGCAGGGAAUGCAAGAACCCUUGGUCUACCUCAUCCACCAGAGCGCCGCGGAUGUGGAUCCCCUUUUUUAAAUUACUGUCGCGAGACUUUGAUCGAAUAGAACGUGCAAAGAAGAAACUCUCCGAGAAAGAAGAGCCUUGAACUGGACUUUAAAGCCAAGUUGGCUAUGCAGCUGUGAGAGGACUUUGGCUUGAGAAGAUGUGAGGUGCAUUUUUGCAAUGCACGCAGUGGCAGUUGUGUGCUGCUUUUUUAGCGCACGCACAUGUGCGUAGAAGUGAAGCUCUCACAGCUGGCUUGGAGUCUGGCAGCAUCUGGAUUGGAGGUGCACGAUACUUGGCCCAGGAGAAGGGAGCACUGGGCAGGGCACCUGAUGGCCCAGCUCCCUUCUAGUUCCAUCUUCAUCCUGGGUCACUGGGACUCUUUCAAGUGGGACACAAUCUGUUGGGGGAAAAAAAAAUAAGUAAACAAACGAUGGACGGAGGUCUAUGUGGAUUUAAGUGGACGAGUGCAUGGACCGUUCUGCAUAGGUCAGAGUUCAUUGUUGCACCGUGGACUCAGGGAGAGACAGAAGACACUUUGGUUUACACCACAGUAAAGACAAAGCCCUAUUAAUGCAGUGCAAAGACUUGAAGAAUGAUGAGCUCCAAAGAGGAGGAAACUCUCAGCUUUUUCCAAUAUGUUGAGGAGAAUGGGCUGAGAGCCUACAACAGCCUGUUGGCUCAGAACUUGGACCACACCAGGAAUGAAAGAAACAGGACAUUCCUGCAGGAAAAAAACGAGAAGAAAAGGAAACAGGAGGAAGCCAUAAGGAGAACUGGUGAGGAUAUAGCGACAGAAGGCAAGCACCUGCGCAUGGGCUCAAUAACCAUGCCUGAGCCCCAGGAGCGAAUACCCUUGCCCCACCUGCACACUAUCGCUUGCGGUCAGGGCUUCUCGGUCCGCUCCCAGUCCCUCCACUCUGUUGGUGGCGGUAACACAGGAGGAGGAGGAGGAGGAGGAGGAGGAGAUGAGGAAGUGGGGAGUCCCACCUCUAGGAAGCAGCCACCACCUAAGCCUAGGAGAGACCCGGCUACCAAGCUGAGCAUGUCGUCUGAAGCAGUGGACCACAGUGCCAUGUCCACCUGCCGUGGGGAGAGAUGUGACGGUGAGUGUUUGUGGCACUUUGCAUCAUAUUGCUGCAGAUAUCUUUAGCUGUUCUCUCAGAGUCACAUGA